Messenger RNA from Leptopilina boulardi, 4865 nucleotides. Its product is annotated as serine/threonine-protein phosphatase 6 regulatory ankyrin repeat subunit B-like. The record is from RefSeq and is a predicted model, not a curated record. NCBI's taxonomy places the organism in Eukaryota, Metazoa, Arthropoda, Insecta, Hymenoptera, Figitidae. The transcript has 4 exons. Gene Ontology annotation, molecular function: protein binding. Bases 195 to 4511 code for a protein of 1438 amino acids.
CUACUUUUACUCUACUCGGUAAUAAUAAUUAUUAUUGCUGACUACUUUUCCUCUCGAGUUUUUUCAAGUAACGACAAAAUAAAAAAAAAAAAAAUGACAAAUUAAAUGACUUUUAUAACAAAAACAAAUUUUCAAAAUAAGAAAUACGAAAACGUCUGUUAAAUACAAGAGGGGGAAAUUUUCUACUAGCAAAAAUGUCAAAUGAAGAAAAUAAAUUAAUUGAAAAUAGCAACGAACAAGAUGAUGCGAAUGAAAAUAAUGAAAAUGUCAUCGAUGAAAGUGUCAAAGAAAAAUCAUUAGAAAUAUUGCCAGAUAAUUUUACUAAUAAACCAUCAGAAAUAUUGUCCAAUAAUUCUCAGGAUGGAUCUACAGAAAAAUCCUCGGAAGAAUCCUUAGAAUUAAUUCUAAAAGUAACACCAUCUUCAUCAGAAGAUUCUCCAAAAGAAUCUACAAAAGAAUUUCCAAUAGAAUCUACAGAAGAAUCUACAAUAAAAUCUACAAAAGAAUCUCCAAUAGAAUCUCCAAAAGGAACUCCAGAGGAUUCAACGGACGAAGAUUAUGAAAAUGAAUACGAUACCACGGAAAGUAAGGUCAUCGUACGAAAGACAAAUAAAAAUAAACAAUUAAAGAGAUUAACAACACCAUUUAAUACACAAUUAAUGGAGGAAAAUGCGAUAUUUCAAGCAAUAUUAUCCGACAAUUAUAAUUUAGUUAAAGUAUUAUUGGAAGAUGGUAAUAUAUCAGCGAAUAUUAUUUGGCGUGGAACAGGUGAAACUGCAUUACAUACAUCAAUAAAAAAAGAUAAUAUCGAAAUAUUUCAUCUUUUAAUAAAACAUGGCGCUGAUAUUAAUGCAUGUAUAUCGCAAGGUAAAAAUUGUCUCUAUUUUGCAUCGGGUAAAAAUAAUUAUGAAAUGGUUGAAUAUAUGUGUAAAAUUUAUCAAAAAAAUGCUGGACCAAAUAAUAAAUGGAAAGAAGGAUACGCGGGAUUAUUUGCCGCAUCAGCAAUGGGUAAUGAACGUAUUGUUAAUUUAUUAAUUUCAUCGGGGGUUGAUUUAAAAGCAAGAACAUAUGGUUUUUUAACACCACUUCAUGUUUCUGUUGAGCGUGGUUAUUUGAAAAUUGCUGAAAUUUUAUUACAAAGAGGUUUUGAUGUUAAUGAAACAACUGCCGAGGGUUAUACAGUAUUACAUUAUGCAGUUAAAAGAGAAUCAAUUGUUCUUAUUAAAAUGUUAUUGGACGCUGGCGCUGACAUGACAAUUAAAUCAUUAAAAAAUGAAAGUUCUUUCUUUCUUGCUAUUCAUACGGGAAAUUUGGAAAUUGUCAAAACUUUUAUUGACUAUGGAGCAAAUGUUAAUAAGCAAAUAAAAUUUGCCAACAAUAUGGAAAAUUACGAUAAUCUAAUGGAGGAAUUAUACACGUCAAUACAUUUAAAUGAUUUGAAUAAUGUGAAAAAAAUAUCACAUUAUUUAUUUAAUUCAGAAAAUUGGUUUCCAAAUUAUGAAAUGCUUUCAAUUGCCUUUUUACAUAAACACAUUGAUAUUGUGAAUUUUUUUCUAACUCUAAAUUGUCAAAUAAAUGGUAAUAAUGAAAAAAAUUAUCGUGGAAAUUCAUCACUUCAUUCGGCAAUUUUAUAUGGCGAUUCAUCAUUAGUGAAAUGUUUAUUGGAUAAAGGUGCUUCAUUAACUAUUCGCAAUAAAGAUGGUUUUUUACCUCAACAUUUAGUUGUAUAUCGAAAUUCAAUUAUUUCCAAAACUUCACAAACAUCAUAUGAAUUUAAUAUGGAGACAAGAAAAAUUAUAAAUCUAUUACUUCAAUAUAAUAUUUGUAUUGAUGAUGUUGUGAAUUCUUAUGCAAAAUAUGGUUACACUUCACUUCAUUUGGCAGCUGAAUGUGCAAAUAUAAAUAUUAUACCAAUUUUAUUGCAGGCAAAUGCAAAUUUUCAUGCGACAACAGAAAUUGGCCAAACACCACUUCAUAUUGCGGCAAUUAAUGGAAAUUGUGAAAUAGUUGAUUAUUUAUUGAAAAAAGGUGUAUUGGCAUUUAUAAAAGAUCGUCGUGGUAAAACGCCACUUUGUUGGGCAAUUAUAAUGGAACACAAUGUUAUUAUUAAAAUGCUUGUGAAUCAUAAAGUGAAUUUAAAGAAACAAAAAAAAUAUAUUGCCACAUUAAAAGAUGAUUAUUCAUCAAUAUUAACAGCAGUGAAAAUGAAUAAUUCCGAAUUGGUUAAUUAUCUUUUGAGUAAAGGAGCAAAUGUUAAUGUUUCAUGGAAAAAUGGUUCAACUCCAUUACAUAUUGCUGUGGAAAAUUCAUCGGAAGAUAUUAUAAAAAUUCUCCUCAAUUAUGGAGCCGAUGCAAAUGCAAUUGACAACAACCGAAAAACACCACUUUAUAUUGCUGUCGAAAGGGAAUUAUUCGAUAUUGUGAAAUUUCUUCUAAAUUCCAUUCCAUCUAUUACAAUGACAAUUUAUUUUCCCUCUAUUGAUGGUAUAACGCCACUUCAUUUGGCAGUGAAGAAAGGAAAUGAAGAAAUAACCAAAUUAUUACUAAAUUGUGGAAAAAUAUUUUUUAAUCCCCAAUGUGAGGAAUCACCACUUCAUAUUGCCGUUAAAGAAAAUCAAAAAAAUAUUCUUAAAAUUCUACUUAAUUCAUUUUCUGAUAUGAGAAAUUCAUUUGGAAAAACUGCUUUGGAAAUGGCGAUUGAAAAUGGAAUUGUUGAUAUAGUAGAAGAAUUUUGUGAUUUUUAUUUAAAGGAAAAUAAUUGGAAUGAAAUAAGUUAUCAAGCACUUUGUGUUGCUUCAUUAAAUGGUCGGGAAAAUAUUGUUAAAUUUCUACUCAAUAAAGGUGUUGAUUUUGAUAAAAAAUUUGAUAAUUAUCAAAUACCAUUGAUUGCAGCUGCUGAUAAAGGAUAUAUUAAUAUUGUUCAAUUAUUAAUUGAUAAAGUUGAUGUUAAUGAAAUUUCAAAUAAUGGAAAAACUGCUCUACAUUAUGCGGUUGAAAAUCAAUAUUUAAAUAUUGUUGAAUUUCUUAUUGUGAAUGGAGGAAAUAUUAAUCAAAAAGCAUUAGGAUUAACGCCUCUACAUUGUGCAGUUUAUGUUGGAAAUUUGGAAAUUGUUAAAUUACUUUUGAAAAAUGGUGCCGAUGUAAAUGCAAAAAAUUUAAGUGACGCUACACCAUUAAUUAUAGCGGUACAAAAAAAUUACAGUGAAAUUUUACAAUGUUUAAUUGAUAAUGGUGCCGAUGUUUAUGUACAGGAUUACGAUAGUAGCAUUAAAUCGUUUAAUUUUAUUAGCGAUUGUAUUUAUAAUUUUAAUUCAAUAAAAAGUGUAAGACCACUACUUGUUGCAGUUGACAAUGGAAAUCAAGAAAUUGUAACAAUUCUUUUGGAAAGUGGUUGCUAUCCGGAUGUGGUUGGUGAAAAAGUAUCACCACUUCAUCUUGCAUCGGCUAAUGGAAAUUUGCCAAUUGUUAAAUUAUUAAUUGAAUUUGGUGCCGAUUUAGAAUGGAUUUGUGAUGAAAAAUAUACACCACUUACACAUGCAAUUGCCCGUGGACAGACAAAAACAUUUUUACAUUUAUUUAGUACGGGUAAAAAUUUUCAAGAUAAUGAAAAUAAUUCACAAUUACAUAUUUCAUUGAAUUGUCCAAAUAAAGAUAAACAAGUUGUUGGUGUUCUUUUGGAUUUUGGCGCAAAUGUUAAUGCAAGAAAUCGUGAAUAUAAAAUACCUCUACAUUGUGCAAUAUCAAGUGAAAAUGGUAAUGAAGAAGUGGAAUUAUUUCAAUUACUUCUCGAUUAUGGAUCAGAUACAAAUGCAACUGAUUUUAAUGGUAACAAUGCAUUACAUUUAGCAGUUGAAAAAUGUGAUUUUCCAGCAACAAAAGUUUUUCUCGAUUAUAAAAUAAAUAUCAAUAGUUUAAAUUACGAUGGAUAUACGCCUCUAAAUAAUUUACUAAAAUUUAUUAAAGACGAAUUAAAUUUAUACACUUAUAAAUUGGAUUCACAAAUUUCGCCUGCCAUUCGAAUUGGAAAAUUAUUUGUCACAUUAAUUGCAUUUAAAGAAUCAAUUAAUGAAACUGUCAACAAUGAAAAUUUAACAAUUGUAAAAAGCGAGAAAUUAAAUUCAUUUUAUCAAAAAUGUAAAUUGGAAUUAAUUGAAAUGAAAAUGCAAAAAAUUGAUAAAUUGUCGUAUUAUGAUAUUUUGACGGAAAAAUAUUCCAAACUCUUUAUUUAUUUGAGAAAUGAAAAAAUUGUUAAAAUAUUAAAAUUUGAAAAUUUAAAAAAAUUAUUUCCAUGCUAUGUGAAUAUGAUUAUAAAUCAUGUGGAAAAAAUUAAAGAAAACCAUUGUUUACUCGAAACAAGUGAAGAAUAUUUUCAAAAAUUAUUCAAAUAUAAAUUACCUUCACUUGUAACGUAUGAAAUUUUCAAAUAUUUAAAUACAUCCGAUAUGAAAAAUAUCUAUAGAGCAUUAUAUCAUCGACGACAAUUAAUAAUGAAACAAUUUCAAAAAAAUUAAGCUCACAAUCAAAGCAAAAAAAAUGGCUGUUACAAAAUAUUGUAUAUUAAUUAAUUUAAUUAAUUAAUAUUUUCAUUAAUAAUUAAUUAAAUUAGUGUAUAUAUAUAAAAAAAUAUUUUUAUAAAAUUAAAUCAUAAAUUUUCUAAUUGCAAAUAUGAACAAAAAUUGAAUUAUAACUAUAGCAAUGAAUUAAUUGUAAAGAAAUUAAUUAAAUAAUUAUUUGCAUCGUUUUUUUUUUUUUUUUGAAAAAGAAAUUUUAUUUUACUGUUCAAUUAAAUGUUAAAACUUUUCAAUUGUAUAACUUCGUUAUUAUUUCAAAAGAAAUAGAAUAUAAAUAUAAUUACUUCUAUUGAA